This is a messenger RNA of Durio zibethinus, 1883 nucleotides long. Lineage: Eukaryota; Viridiplantae; Streptophyta; Magnoliopsida; Malvales; Malvaceae. The record is from RefSeq and is a predicted model, not a curated record.
AGCAUCCAAAACGAUUUAAUUCCCAACCCCUCUUAGUCCUACUGCGUACGCAUGGUUCCAUACAUAUAUAUAUAGAGAGACAAAUAUGGCCAAUCCUUCAACUAAUGCGCCCCCAAAAGAGCAACCACCACGCACCCCAACUGUCCAAAUCCCUUACCCUCCACUCUCUCUCGAUCUACAGCCGCAAGACCACUCGCCAAAACCUUCGUCUGCCGGUCCACAGGACAACCCAUUAGCAAGACUUGUUCAAUCUCCAGGCAGGACGAUAUUGAGUCAUCAGCCACAAUACCAAUCGCCAAAAUCUCCAACACCCAGCAGCGUACCAUCCAUUCCAUCGCCGACGCCGACGCCGACGCCGACGCCAAGGCCUGUUCAAUCUCCAACUGGUUCUGGAAGGCAUCCGACUUAUCGGGGAAUAAGAAGCAGGAGCGGCAAAUGGGUAUCUGAAAUACGCGAGCCGCGUAAAACGACGCGUAUAUGGCUUGGAACGUACCCGACCCCUGAAAUGGCAGCUGCCGCGUAUGAUGUGGCCGCUAUUGCCCUAAAAGGUUCCGACACGGAUCUAAACUUUCCCGAUAUGAUUCUUUCGUAUCCAAAAGCGGCUUCUACAUCGGCAACCGAUAUUCGGGCCGCAGCUGCUAGUGCUGCCGCUUCCAGGCUACCCAAGCCAGAUACUGGGUCAUCAAAAGACUCAAAAGAGGAACAAGGCAAGCCUGAAAAUGAGGGUACCAUGUCAAGUACUUGCAUAGAGUCUGGUUCUGGUCAGGAAUUUAUUGACGAGGAAGAGCUUCUAAACUUUCCCAAUUUGAUGGUGGACAUGGCUGGAGGAAUGCUUGUAAGCCCACCCAGGAUAAACUCACCACCCUCAGAUGAUUCACCGGAGAAUUCAGAUGCGGAAAGCCUGUGGACUUACACUUAAAGAGACUCAAAAUUUACUAUGAAUGUGAUAGUAUAAAGUACAAAGAAAUGUAGGAGCCUGUGAUUGAAAAGUAGAUGAUGAUCCGUAACAUGAAGGUAUUCAUGACUUUUUUCCCCUCUUUUUUUUUUUUUUUUAUUACCACUCCUUCUGUUUUGAUCUCUUUGAGGGGUAUGCCACAUGGCUGGGGGUGUUUUGCAGCUGAUUACGUUGGCUUGGAAUUAAUUUGCUGUAAGAGCGUGUAAAAUUAGCCAUAAAAAGAGUUGGAGCUUUUUUUCUGUUGGUAUGUUGUGAGCAGUGUGUAUUUCAGAGCUGUUGCUCUUAAGCUUGGCUGGGGUAAUUAAAGCAAGGGAGUCUUUGCUUUUCCCCGGUAGUUUCCAAUAAUACAAGUGUUUUCAUCACAUCCGUGGACCCCGGUGGACGCAAAGUUUCUCGUACGACAACGUCUCAUCCUCAUAAUCAGCAUUGCACCUUUUCUUUCUCUGGUUUCUUUCAUCUAUUGCCUAUAAAAAGCCUAUUUCUAAGUUAAAGCCAUUGGGUCGCACUGACUUGACUGGAAAUAACUUUCCUUUUAGAGCCAAAUUAAUUUGGUAACAUCGAUGAGGAUAUAAACUAAAAAGUAAUGCGAUAUACUGCCAUUCUAAACUUGAUAGAUUCUAGUAGUAUAUCUUUUUUCUUAGCGUAAUUCUGAAAACUUGUAGGACACACGGAUUGAUACCUUUGGAAAAGGAAAAAGAACCGCGAAAUAAUCACUUACAAAGUCGGAAAUAAGAUGCCUCACCUGUUAUAACGGUAUAAACUGUUUUACAAACAACGUUUUGUUCUCUUUUGAAUGUUUUCAUACAAAAUAAUGUUUUAUUUUGCAACUUCAAUCCAGUUUCUUGUUUUUUUCUUUUUGGUAUAUUGCAGCCUUAGGUACAGUUGGUAAAAUGUUUGUUAAUUACUAACGCAAAAAAAAAAAAAAAAA